Corythoichthys intestinalis (scribbled pipefish) is the source of this 5794-nucleotide messenger RNA. It is a transcript of the gene ptgfrnb, whose product is annotated as prostaglandin F2 receptor inhibitor b. NCBI's taxonomy places the organism in Eukaryota, Metazoa, Chordata, Actinopteri, Syngnathiformes, Syngnathidae. The record is from RefSeq and is a predicted model, not a curated record. Bases 302 to 2986 code for a protein of 894 amino acids. Gene Ontology annotation, cellular component: membrane. The transcript has 15 exons.
UAACUUCCGGCCACGCGCUCCCGUCUUCUACCUGCCUUUCGUGAAUCAAAUCCCGUGUACAGGUUACAGUCGCUCCCGUGUCCAAACACAACCUCCAUGUUCGUCCAGAAGGUGUGGAUUUAUCGUCCUCAUUGGAACCACGGCUGGCAUAUUGUUUGUGCAAAGGCUCCGCCCGGCGAACGGUGCUAAAGUGGCUGGCAGAGUUUCGUGAAGGGUCCGACAGCCGUGGUAGUCGGGGGACGGUGUUACCCCCCACACUGGACAAAGAAAGAAGGGGGGAGAUAAGGGAUUUAAUUGCAAAAUGGAACGAGAAUUAAUGGAUAACUACCUCCUCUCGCUGCUUUGGGCGACGCUCAUGUUCGGUGGGUGCUUGGCCCGAGUGGUGACAGUAUCUCCAGGCCCACUGAUUCGUGUGGAGGGUCAGCCGGUCUCCAUCAGAUGUGAUGUCGUUGACUACAUGGGGCCUCGUGAGCAGGACUUUGAAUGGAUGAUGUCCAGGGAGGCCAACGGACAGCAAAUAAAAAUCAUAUCUACCUUUGAUGCCACCUACUCCCAUGCAUCUCUCAGCAAGCGUGUGGCAUCAGGUGACAUCUCAGUGAUGCGUCUCCAGGACAACACGGUGGAGUUGAAGAUAGCAGAGGCCAAGUCACAAGACGCUGGCUUCUAUAUGUGCCAAACACCGAGCACUGACUCUGUCAUCAGUGGCAAUUACGAUGCUCAGGUCCAACUCAUUGUCAUCCCAAACACGCUGAUGGUGAACCCUCAGACCCCUCCCUCUGUCGUCCCUGAGGGUAGUGAUGUUACUCUCUCCUGCAACGUCACCAGAGAACUCACACAGCCCACCUACUUAUCAGUCACCUGGUCGCUAAAAAAGGGAGGAACAUCAGAGGAAAUUUUAACUUUUGGCCCUCAGGGUAAUGUGGUCACAGGUGCCAAGUAUGCGCGUCGUUACGCUGAUGGAGCCAUCCGUUUAGCACCCGGGAAGAGUGGAUUGUUUGAAUUGGUAAUUUCCAGAGUGACAACAUCUGAUGAAGGGAUUUACGAAUGCAAUGGAACAGAGUGGACACAUGAAAAUGGAGGAAAAUGGAUUCAAAUUGUGGGAAGCGCAAAGGAAAUGGGAACUGUUGCUGUUACUCCAACAGGUCAGUCUCUCAGUGUGAAGGCUUCUUCGUUGUCCUCUGCACCCUCCAUGAAUCUGCACCUCACACCUGGUGACAAACUGAUGCUGCUUUGCUCGGUCACUGCCGACAACCUGCCCUCCUUGUCCCUGGAAGUGUCCUGGCUGGCCAACGGCCGGGAUAUCAUCACCAUGGAGCGCAGUGGGGUCGUGAUCGCCAAUAUGUCUGCCAGCUCAGUGCAAGGAAAUCACGAAGAGGCGAGUAUAGAGAGGACUGGGGCCAAUGAGUACAGGUUAUCAGUGAGACAGGUGAGCACCGAGAACGAUGGAGCAUAUGCUUGCCGCAUUCGGGCCUUCAUCGAGAAAGGAGGCAAGAGCUCUGGAGGAGGAGGACGGUGGCACAUGGCAGCUGAGAAGACGUCAAGCCCAGUGAUGGUGAAGGUGUUGCAGAUCAAACCAAGCUUCAUGCUGGAUAUUGAGACCAUCGUUCACCCCCAAAUGACCAGUGAACCGACAGAGUUGGCUUGUCAUGUAACCAAUAUUACACACCUACCCUUGGGAAGCCGGCUGGGUGUUACAUGGGAGCACAUUGCACUUCCUGGAGCUGCCAGCGAACCUAAGGCUGCAAAUCCUAUUGGCUCUAUAGACGCCUAUGGCAAUCUGUUGCCUGGUGCUAUAUAUUCUGAAAGACUGGAGACCGGCAUGAUGUCACUAACAAGAGUCCAGCCUGACACUUUCAAACUGCGAAUCCUCCGCACGCAGGAGAUCGACAUGGGUCAGUACAUUUGUGCUGUCUCUGCAUGGAGCAUUAACAGUCAAGGCAAUGUACUGAAGACUGCUGAGCAUCAGAGCUUGCCAAUGACUGUGCGAUGGGAUGCUAAACGUCCAUCACUGAACGUUGUAGCCAAACGCAUUCGCGAGGCUUCUGUGGGCGGUGCUACAUUUGAGAUAAGCUGCACAGUGGUGACCCAAAACCUUGGUGAAGCGGGAUAUUCAGUUCUUAUCCAGUCACAAGACAGCCUGCAAAGCAAUGUGAGAACCAUUAUGACCCUUAGCCCCGACAGUGUGGUGCAGCACGGAGGAGCCACAGACCCCAACAGGAGAGACAGCCUAGUUUUGACAAAAUCCGGCCCAGCUGAGUUUAGGUUUCGCCUCGGUGGGGUCCAGUUGUCAGAUCGAGGUUUCUAUUGGUGUGACAUCACUGCAUGGACAAAGCAACAGCCCGGUCAAGCAUGGACCAGAGCCACGAGUGCAGAAUCCAACAAAGUCAAGGUCGACUUUCAAGAAAACGGACCCUCCUUUUCGAUCGCCAUUCAUUCAGACACCAGCACGGUUUAUCCCUGGCAAACGGCCAAGAUGAAGUGUUCCCUUCGCGUUUCCGGAUCCUCACCAAGGACCGACCACCUGGCCUAUGAGGUGCGUUGGUUUUUCACCCGACUUCGAGGUGGGCAGACGACGACACAGGUAGCCAGCGUUGACCGCUUUGGAGUGGUCAGAAAAGAGUAUCGCAACUCCUCCAGUGAUGUUUCCAUCGAGCGUCAGGACACACACUCUUACACAUUGAAUGUCCAUGGUGCACUUGACACUGACAGCGGAGAGUACCACUGUGUCGCCACUCCCUGGUACCUGUCUGCCUCCACAGGAGCCUGGACUCAAGCUGGGGAGUUGACGUCAUCUCGAAUAUUCCUUACAGUGCGAUUCGCCGUUUGGGAAUCCCUAAAGUUGCCUCUCUUGUAUGGCGUUUCAGCAUCGAUAGGCGUGGGCCUCUUCUCGCUUGUCCUAGGCCUGGUUUGCGCCCAGUGCUGCUGUCGCAACGCCGCGCACACUCCGCGCUCACGCAACAAAUUGAUGGACCUGGAGAUGGACUGACAAAUACUUCCCCCUGCGCCCUCACACUGCAGUGCUCCCAAGAAACAGCAGAUGCACAAUAAACACGCUCCUGUCAAUGACUUGUGGGACACCCAGUUGCUUCCAAGCAAAGGCCGUUGGGAGUAAAAUGGGUGCUGCGUUUCUUUGGGAGCCUAAGAGAAGCCAAUAUAUUGCUUCCUGCUGUACUCUGAACCAUUUCAGCUCUGCAGUGAGGAGCAGGGAUUCCUCCUUUAUUCUUUUUUUUUUGUUUGUUUGUUUUUACUUUUACAGACACAGGAGAGUUCACUGCCAUUUGGGAAUAAAGGACCACUUAUCUACCCAACACUAACAAAUGAACAGCUCAGGCUGCCCCGAUGCAAACGACAGCCACAUUUUGAAUGCACAGAAUGGGGAUUGUUGGACUUAAUGGGUUUGAAAUGGAACUUCAUGGUUAGGUCCCUCAGCCAACGAGACAGUGUGACUGUUGAGUCAGCAUGAGUUUUGUUUCUUUGGCGAAAAGGUAUUGCACUACCAACCCUGAGUGUUCCUAAUUUAACAAAUGGAUGAUAACUGUCUUUUAUUCUCUGCUCUAGUUUUUUGGAAAAAGUUAACUGAUUUUAAAGUGGGAGCGAGAAUUCUAUGCUUCCUAAGGAGACAUGCCGUGUGUGUUUGCGUGUGUAUGAGUCCUGUCACUUCUCGAGGAAUUUUUUUGUGAGUGUGCAUGUUGUGUUUUAUAGCACUAAGUGAGCAGCGGGAGCAGUUUUCAGGUUUACAUCAAACGCUUCUAAAAGUUGCUGUCGCUCUCAAAAAGGAAUUGCUCCUUUUAAUUUUCCACUGGUACAGAUCAUCUCACCCUCCAACAAUGAUUGCCUCCUCCAUCUUUCCUGUGUUUGAGCAAGGCCAAGCCACCAUAUUUCUUUUUUUUUUUUUCUUUUUUUUUUUUUUUUAAACCCACUUACAAUGCUGCUUUGAGAUACGGUUUUAAUUUGUCCCUUGAACUCAUUCAUUACUCAAAACUCUCAAACCAUCUUUACCCAUUAUAAUAAAUAGAAAUGCUCUUAAUCUGUUAAGUCCUCACUAGAAAUAAAAAUAAAAAAGUUUUUUUUUAAGGGAAAUUACACUAUCAUACAGUACCUUAUAAAACAAUACUAACCUGGAUAGAAUUUUUUUUUGCUGAAAUGGUUUGUGAAUCAUGAUGGAUUAUUGCGAUUUGUAUAUGAAUUAGCCACCGGGAGGACAAAUUAAUACUGGCAUGAAGAUACAACUAUGUACUAUAACUGUGACUAACUAAACAGUAAUAUUUGUCGCUAUUUGCAGAGUAUAAAGAAUAUACAGUAUACUAGGUAAUACUGUUAUGUUGUCUAUCUAAAAGUUAAUGCAUCAUUUGCGUUUAAAUUAUGACACCGCAAUUACUAAUGGUAUUCAGUAGCCUGGCUACUGAGUUUAAUAUUGUGUGAUAGCAAAAAGCAAGUUUAAGGCAAGGUUUGAACUUACGUUGUUUCAAAUACAUGACAGUAAAGCUCUUUGGGUCUUUUUUUUUUUUUCCCGUUCGUUUUGUAUUUAGUUUGACAGUAGAAUUUCACUGAGAAAAGUAAACUUUGAGCAAUUCAUUAUAUAUUCCCUGCUUGUUGCAGGGUAAAUUGAGUUGAGUUCACUGCCACCAUACACUGCUCUUGUGUUUCUUUUCAAGUCAAAGCAAAAACUAAGCCAAAUGAGUUGUGGUGUCAUUAAACCUAAUGAUUCUGGUUACUCACUGUACUGUAGUUGGAUCGUAUUGGUAUGUUGCGUGAACACGGCAUCGAUAUUUCACAAAUGUAACGCCAUCAUUUUUGGAUCAAAGGUGCAAGCAGUGUGCAACUCCGAUGGACUUUCACAGAGAUUUCAAAUAGUAUUCCAAGCAACCAGAAAUACUAUUUGAACUUUGAGGAGCAAUAUUGUGUGGUCGUUAAUUAUUUUUCGCCCUGAGUCAGAGUCCUCAGGGUCUGAUAGACGGCGCCUGUGAAAGUGCAGCUACACUCUUCAAAUGGAGCGCUAUAUGCAACCACUAUUUUUUCACACAUAUAUUGCAAUACAUUUACAUAUUCUGUGCCAAAUUGUCAAGUUAAACAAAUGCCACUGACAAACUCCCUUCUUUUCAUGUACUGUCAUUUAAUUGUAAUGAGAUGUUUUUUUUUAAUGAACAGAAGUGUAAAAGGCUGAUUCUAUAUAUAACGCCUAUUUUCUUCAACAUGCAGUUAUAAUAAAAGUGGCUGUCUCUUGAUGUGUGUGAUUUGCUUGGCACAGACAAGAUGGAUUAGUGUGUAAAUAAAGCCAUGGGUGUCGGGUGUUAUCCCUGUCCAACCCGCGUUCGCCCCCUCGCACAGCUGAAAAUGAGUUUUUCCAGAGGAUCUGAUGUGGUUGUGAGUGGAGUUCCCACACGGGGGGAAUAUGGGCUACAUUGGUUUUUGUCAGAAUGUGCGGUUCAAGCCAUCAAUCAUUUUUAACCAACUUCUGAAACUCUCCUCACUGUUUCAUAAUUCAACACUGGGCCGCAUUUUACUGUCUCCCAUCCUCUUGUUAGUCUUACGGGAAUCCACUCUGCGCGUAUAUUCUUUUAUUCUCCAUUUGUCUCCGGCUUCUCUUUCUCUGCUACACUUCAACACAUCUUUCAUUGCCCCUCCACAUUAUACCAAUUCCUCUCCUCUCACUCUUGAUUGAAAAUGCAGAUGAGACCCGGCUGUUCUCCCGGGCUUUGAUUUUAGCACCUCUUCAACGCCGGUUUUUCCAUCCAUCCUGCUCCCACUCAUUUGCAUCUUAUGUGGAGAGAAGUGGAUCGGGUGUCGUCUGGUA